Molecule: messenger RNA, 927 nt
Organism: Lactuca sativa (garden lettuce)
Lineage: Eukaryota; Viridiplantae; Streptophyta; Magnoliopsida; Asterales; Asteraceae
Source: RefSeq, a predicted model, not a curated record
AUGGCAAAGCAAUUUGACUGGCUGACCGAUACAUAUAACAGAGGGAAGGGUAUUGUCAUGUUUUUUUUAAACCACACACACGCCUUAGCUUUCUUUAGAGACAACUCGAAAUUGCAAUUGUUGAAGGUUGUACAAACACGAUUUGCAUCACAUUACAUAUUGUUGAAAAGAAUAACCAAGUGUAGGGAAGCACUUGCUACUACUAUUGUCAUAAACUCGUGGCGGGAAUGGGUCAACAAGGCGGAUGAGCACACUCGGCUACUUGCUAAUAGAGUGGCAGAUACAAUUAAAGAUGAAGAUUUUUGGGAUGAUAUUGUUCACAUUUUGGCUGUCACAAAACCUAUCUUUUACAUGGUAAAGUUUUGUGAUGGUGAAGGUCCGAAAAUGGCAGAAAUAUAUGAACGAAGGGACAAUAUGAUGGGUCAAAUCAAAGAGGCUAUGACUAUGACGGACAAUAAAUUCUCAAUGUAUUACAAUAAAGUUGAAGAAAUUGUGCUCGAAAGGUGGGACAAGAUGACUAUCCCCCUCCAUUGUUUAGGAUUUGCUUUAAAUCCUAAAUAUUAUGACAAGCAUUAUCUUGCAAAUUUGGCACCAGGAGGCAUGAAAAGAAAUCCUCCCAAUGAAGACAGAGAAAGUGAAGAAGAAGAGAAACAGUUGAGAGAGCAAUUUGCAACCUUUCACAUGAAGAAAGGAAUUUAUUCAUUGGCCGGGACACAAGCCGAUGCGGUGACUAUGGAUGCGAUUGAUUGGUGGGCAACAUAUGGAGUGGAGACUCUGGAUUUGGCGGACAUGGCAAACGAAUCCUCUCGCAACCGAUUAGUAGCUCUUCAACUGAGAGGAAUUGGAAAUCUUACAAAGUCGGACCCAACAAAAAAUGGGACAUCAAUCCGGAAAGUGAUCACAUUGAAUGUUCAAGUGCUCGUCUAA